This is a messenger RNA of Calypte anna (Anna's hummingbird), 4536 nucleotides long. It is a transcript of the gene MYCT1, whose product is annotated as MYC target 1. The coding region runs from base 104 to 688 and encodes 194 amino acids. The record is from RefSeq and is a predicted model, not a curated record. The transcript has 2 exons. Lineage: Eukaryota; Metazoa; Chordata; Aves; Apodiformes; Trochilidae. Gene Ontology annotation, cellular component: nucleoplasm.
CCCUGGCAGCACAAAAACAUUGCUUCUACAGCUAAAUCUCAAACGUUCAGAAAAGCUUGGCUCCUCUGUGGACAUACCAUUCUAUAUUUGUUACUUGGAUGUUAUGGAUAGAAACAGCACUUACUCUCCAAUCACAUGGCCACCAAAAUUUUGGGAGCAGAUAACAAUAGCCUUCACAGUGUCCAUGGUGGUGGGACUGGUGAUUGGAGGGAUCAUCUGGGCGUUGUUCACUUGCUUGUCCCGCCGCAGAGCUAGCGCCCACAUUACCCAGGGGAGUUCCUCAUCCUUCACCCGCCGGUCCAGACCCCCGUCCCACAGUCACACUACCAGCAGGACUGGAUUUUACCGCAACAGCAGUUGUGAACGUCGGAGCAACCUCAGCCUGGCCAGCCUCACCUUCCAGCGUCAAGCCUCCUUGGAGCAAGCCAACUCUUUCCCCAGAAAGUCAAGCUUCCGUGCCUCUACCUUCCACCCUUUUCUGCAGUGCCCUCCCCUCCCUGUGGAGACGAACAGUCAGCUGAUUACCCUAACUCCCACAAACACCACCACAACCCUGGCGGCAAGCACCACCAACACCUUGAGUCGACCUGAAUUCCACUGGUCCAACAACAGCCUCCGCAUCUGCCACUCGACACAAACCCCCCCUCCCGCCUACGAAACCAUCAUAAAAGCCUUCCCUGACUCUUGAGCUAGGUCCUUGCUGCAAACAUACGUGUGCUUUUUGGGAGGAACUAUUGUCAACAGUUUUCAGUGCAUGAUGAACAUCUCUGAGAAGUCUCAGGCUGACGCUGAGGAGGAGACAUACGUUGCCUAGAGGAGGGGAGUGGUGGUUUCUUAGAGCACAUAAACCCCGCUGUCCAAGGGACCAUUUGUCCUUGCACUGCUGGCUCUCAUUUACUGCUCUGCCUUAUGCUUGCAUGUUUAUAGUGUUGUAUCCUUAAUUGUAACCACUGCAUCUUUGCUUUAGAGGAAAGAAAAUACUGCCACAUAAAAUCUAGACCAUUUCUUGAAGAAACAAGCCAUGUAAGGAAUUACAGAUACACACAUUUAUGCAAAUUUCACUAUUUCAUUAUUUUCACUAUUUUGUUUAGGUUUUUUUAAAAAAAAAACAUAGGUUUUUUUAUACAUUUUGCCAAUGUAUUAAAUUUUCAGAGAACACCUCCCAUUACCCACCUUCUUUUUAAACUACAGAAGAGUUCUGUCUCAGAAACAUUAAAUGCAGACCUUGUGGAAGAUUCAAUGUCACAGUGCUGGUUGAGGUCACAGACUGUAGAGGAUCUUAAAAGCCUCCAUGUUAAGGUUGCGUGUAUAAAAUUCCCCACAGUGUGGGAAAAAUGUUAAAAUAUAUGAAGAUUCAUGCAGAGAGAAGUUCUGAAAAUCAUACUAAAUGCAUGGUAACAAUUAUAAAAAUGCUUCUGUCUGCAGGCAGCAGAACAAGUAGUCACAUUUUAAUACCCAAUAAGGCUGCAUGGGUGCAGAACUGUUCAUGUUCCAUUUUCCUACUUCUGGUUAUCAAGAUAAGCAGGGUGAAUGGCAAGUGUUUUUUUAAUUAAGUUUCCUGUUUCACUAUGGGAUUACUCAUUUCCUUGUUUCAAAAUGUAUUUCUCAAAUUGUACCAAUGUUUAAUACUUCCUGGCAAUAUAUUCACUGAAAUCUUGUCUUUCACUAAAGAGACCUAUUGCUGAAUACUGGGAUUGUAUAAUUAGCUGUUGUAUAAAGAUAAGAAUGGAAUAUUUAGUUCGGUCUUAACACAUAUUCUUGGCUGUAAUAUAUGUACCAUGUCAAGGUAACCCCUGGCUUAGUAGAGACUAAUUGCAUUGAUGUGAAAGAAGUCCAGGAUUUGGAAAUAAUAACACAGACAAAUGGGGCCUGAUUUAAGCCUUAUUGUAUCAGUUUCCUGCUAAAUAUUUCAUGUUCAAAUAAGGGUAAAGAACUUCCACAAGUAGGGGUGCAAUCCUAUUCCUGGCUUGCAAAUGAGCCUGCUGUUACUAAAAGGUCUGGGCAGCUACCAGCUGCCAGACUCCUGAUGCUGAGAGGGCUGGUCCUGGGCUUCUGUAGGAAGAAUAAGGCCUCAUCUGUCUUCUGGCAGGGGCAAAUAUUCAUCAGGUUUUUAGAUCAGAUGAAAUGAUUAACAUCUUGCUUGCCAGGCUUUUGGAAGCUGGCAGCAUACAUGUCUUUGCAGGUCUCAGCAUCCCUCAGGAAGCAUAGGUGCUUAUCUCUGAACUGCAAUCUUUCAGCCCAAUAUCACCACUUGCAAAUAUUUCCACAAACACUGAGCAUACAGGUGUUACUUACUGUACACCACAAGUAUUCCUUAUUCCAAAGGCAAAUUACUUUGCAUGUAUUUAUUGACUGGCUUUCAUUAUUUUAUUUUUAGUGUGCAACAUUAUCCCUUCUGGAGGCAUAUAUGUCAUUGUUAGAAGAACAACCUUUUACAAAGUUUACAGAGUGCUUCACUGCAGAUACCAUGGACUCUAGCACACUGAGGACUGCUAAUAAGACUGCAAAACUGACUUUGGCUGGUUAUAGGCUAUGGACUUAAAACAAUAGUCCUCUGGAGAAGGAAAGCUGUUUUAUUUCAUUCAUUAAUAAUAUUCCUUUUUUCAUUUAGAACCUUAUUGGGCCUGGUGAACUUGGUUGCAUACACAAGUGUGUUUGCAGUGUCUUAAUUCUAGAAUAAGUGAUGCCACCUAUUCUAAUGUGCCUGCAAACAGCAGAAUUCAAGCUUGCUUCCUUUGCUUAUUGAGUGUAGCAGGCUGUUUGAAGACCCAACUCAGCCUACAGUGUGUACCCAGCUGGCCAAGACUCCAUGUUCCUUGAAAGUGAAAUUGCUUUUGAUGAGUAAAUUUUUACUCCUGGAUUGUAAAUACACAUUACAUUACAGUAGAACUUUCAAUAGCAUACUAUUACUUGCAUUACACUGUAUUUAGUAAGCAAUGUAAAAAGGGAAGAUUAAAUGUACUGUAAUUUUUACUUCCUGAAAUCUGCACCAGAUAUCAAAACAUUUUUUUUUAUGACCCUCAGAUUAAGGAGGCUGAAAACACAGAUCAUUUGGUGCAUAACCAGUAUGUCUGUCAGAACCUAACUACUGGUUUAAUCAAUGUCUGAAUUAAUAUUUUUCAAGCACUCUGGAAGUUUCAAAAUGUGAAAUGAAAUUAGAUGUUAUAAUCUCUAGCUCAUGUCUAUAAAGAUAUUUUAAGGGAAACUAUCGUCUUUAAUUAUGCAAACUCAUAUAGUUGGAAGUGUAAAUGAGGGCUUGGUCCUUCUGCUCCUGUGGGGAGAUGGUCCAUAGCUGAAGACACUAUAUGAGAUCAGCAUCAGAAUUUCCCAUGUGAGGACAUCUUCCAAGGCUUAAAAGUGAGGAUGUCUUUAACAAAUAAUACAGGUUACAGACUUUUAAAUCCACUGCCUUCCAAGUACUUGGACUUCAGUACACAAAAUGUUUGCCAAAUACUUGCUUUAAGCACAUGGGCAGUCACUGUAAGGUUCAUGCUCAAAUGGACUCAUGCACCUUUUAUUGCAUUAGGACCAAAGCACAUUGCACAGGAUCAACCCUCAAAAUGAACUGCAGGAUUCAAGAAUCAUCGAGUGUUUGAUAUGCAAAAGAUUAUACUUGCUCAUUGCGGUGGUCAUUUCUAGCCUCUUAUUACAAUUUAAAAUACUGGAAAGAAGAUAUGAACUACAAAAUAUAUAUUACUGCAGAUUUCAAGAUUUCAAAGCACUCACAAGUGAUUACUUAAGCUUUAAAAUAAUCUUGCAUUUCACACACUUUCACAGUGAGAAGCACUGACUAAAGGGUGUCCCCAGAAUCACAUAGGAAGUGAUAGACAGACCCUUGAGGAACUUCCAGAUAUCUUGACAUCUUGUGCUGAAGUGAGUGGAGCUACUUCCCCUCACUGUUAUAAGAAACACUAUUUUCUUAUUGUCCUUGUCACCAAACCAAUUGCUCCAGUUCUUGUUGCACAGAGAAGACAAAGCUUGACAGCUGUCUGGCUGAGAAUAGCAAUGUUCCAACAUAUUUACAGAAGUGGUUUGUGCUGUAUUCCUUGACCUUUUCCUCCUAAAAAAUUGCUGAUUACCUCUUCAGACAGCUACUGAUUAUCAUACUGUAACACACCAAACAUGCACUAUCUUUGCCAAAUGCAAUUUUUAAAGUUCACUUGCAAUUUACCAUGAAGUUUUUGAGUCAUCUUGACGUCCAUUCUUAAGUAUAGACUGUAAACUACAUUUACCGGAAAUAUCAUCUUAGAGGUGAAAUGACACAUGCCAGAUCCCUGAUCUAUAGGCACCUGAUAAAAUUACGUGAUUUCUAUGAUGCAGUACAGCUUCUGGGAAAAAAAAAAAAUGAAGAAAGAAAACACUAAUUGGAAAUUUACUUCUGCCAAGUCCAGAGUGGUGUAAGGGAAACAGUGCUGAUGUAACUUCACAAAGCAGAGAGCAGAAUUCUAGAAAUCAGCCUUAAAAAUGUUUUAAAACUCAGGUGAAAUACCUAUAUUUUCAUUUGGGUGUCUUAAUAAAAGUGAAUUUGUAAAGGUG